Molecule: messenger RNA, 2013 nt
Organism: Ostrea edulis (European flat oyster)
Lineage: Eukaryota; Metazoa; Mollusca; Bivalvia; Ostreida; Ostreidae
Product: hydroxymethylglutaryl-CoA synthase 1-like
Exons: 9
Coding region: 300-1751 (483 amino acids)
Biological process (GO): acetyl-CoA metabolic process
Molecular function (GO): hydroxymethylglutaryl-CoA synthase activity
Source: RefSeq, a predicted model, not a curated record
GAUUGACUUGAUGAAGUUUCGGUAAUAUAUAUUUACUUCCGGUUGUGGAUGGCCAACGACCUUACGAACUUUUUACUUAAAAAUAUGAAUGACGUUGGUGUUUUUAAACCAUCACGUUCAAAUGAAAGCAAAAUAAGCCAUAUCUAUUUUUAAUGUAUUAUUCUUUACUUAAAGUAGCGCAAUUAGACAUUUAAAUUGCGAAGAGGGAAGCUGCACGUGUUAAAACUUCGAUGCGGUGAUAAGAUAUUGCAUCAAUGUUGUGAUAGAUAGAUAAAUUUCUGGGUUAUCGGUCAAGCACUAUGCCUGGUUCAGAUAAGAUAGAUCCAUGGCCAACAGAUGUAGGAGUUAUUGCCAUGGAAGUCUACUUUCCAUCACAAUAUGUAGACCAGGCUGAACUUGAAGUGUUUGACAAUGCAUCCACAGGAAAGUACACCAUUGGCUUGGGACAGUCGAAAAUGGGGUUUUGUUCUGAUAGAGAGGACAUAAAUUCACUCUGUUUAACUGUUGUGCAAAAACUUAUUGAGAAAAAUCAUAUCUCAUAUAAUGAUAUUGGCCGCUUGGAAGUGGGUACAGAAACUAUCAUUGAUAAAUCAAAGAGUACCAAAACUGUACUGAUGCAGUUGUUUGAAAGUAGUGGUAACCACAGUAUAGAAGGGAUAGACACAACCAAUGCCUGUUUUGGAGGAACUUCAGCCCUGUUUAAUGCAAUCAAUUGGAUUGAAUCCAGUUCUUGGGAUGGGAGGUAUGCCAUGGUUGUCGCUGGUGACAUUGCAGUGUAUUCCACUGGAAAUGCACGCUGUACAGGUGGUGCUGGGGCAGUAGCCCUACUAAUAGGGAAGGAUGCUCCACUUGUCUUCGACAGAGGAGUAAGAAGCAUUCAUAUGCAGCAUGCCUAUGACUUUUACAAACCCAACAUGGACUCGGAAUAUCCAGUGGUGGAUGGCAAAUUAUCAGUGAAGUGUUAUCUACAUGCUUUGGACAAAUGCUAUCAAGGAUACAGGGAAAAGGCAAAACUGACUGGGAUUAUUAAAGAAGACAGUGGUUUGAUAGACUCUGUUGAUGCCUUUGUCUUUCAUUCACCUUUCUGCAAACUGGUCCAGAAAUCAUUUGCUAGGAUAUUUCUCAAUGACUUCCUCAGAGAGUCAUCACCAGAUUUCUUUGGUCGAUAUGCUGGCUUAGAAUCCUUCAGGGACCUGAAGCUGGAGGACAGUUACUUUGACCGGGAUGCUGAGAAAGCUUUGAUGGCUGCCAGUAACUCGAUGUUUACAACAAAAACAAAACCUUCCCUUCUCCUGGCUAACCAAGUGGGCAACAUGUACACCCCCUCAGUUUAUGGGGGAUUAGCGUCUUAUCUACUGAGUGCCUCACCAUCUGAACUAGUUGGACAUAGAGUAGUUUUAUUUUCCUAUGGCUCAGGCUUGGCCUCAGCCAUGUUUUCUUUGAGGAUAACAAAAGACUUGGGACCAAAAUUUUAUAAACUGUUUGAAAACCUGUCCAAUAUUAAUCAGGAUUUACAAAACAGAGUGAAAGUAUCUCCAGAGGAGUUUGAUAAAACCAUGAUACUUAGAGAAGAAACCCAUAAUAAAGCUCCCUACUCUCCAGUUGGAUCCACAGAUGGAAUGUGUCCAGGGUCGUGGUACCUAACUGAAGUCGACAGCAUGUACAGGAGAAAGUAUGAUAGAGUGCCACUAGUCCAAUUACCAAAUGGAAAUGUCAAAGGUACUGUACCUACUUGGAACACUCUCUGGUGAUGUGAAAUGACACGUGAGAACACCUUUACAUCAGAUACAUUGAGAAUUCGUGAAUUUAAUAUAAUUUUUUUUAUUAGUGUAUUGCUUUUUAUUAUUUGCAAGAAUUUUAUAUGUAGUAUUUGUAUUAUAUACAUGUAUACAAAAUGUGAAUGAAGUCAAUUAGAAAUAAAUUGUCAUUGAUGCAUGUCUUUAUAUGCUUUAGGAAUUUACUGUUAUGAAUGGAUUUUAUUUGUGGUUAUACAAUAAAUCUUCCUUGCAUUUA